This is a messenger RNA of Dreissena polymorpha, 4266 nucleotides long. RefSeq lists its product as uncharacterized. The record is from RefSeq and is a predicted model, not a curated record. NCBI's taxonomy places the organism in Eukaryota, Metazoa, Mollusca, Bivalvia, Myida, Dreissenidae. The transcript has 15 exons. Bases 191 to 3463 code for a protein of 1090 amino acids. Gene Ontology annotation, biological process: protein phosphorylation. Gene Ontology annotation, molecular function: protein kinase activity; ATP binding.
AUAUUGACUGGUACCUGGAAGUGGUCAUAAAGCGUUCUUCAAACCCCAGUGCAACAACUGUAUUAGGAUGCAGGAUCACGUGGUCACUAGGCAUUGUGGGGAUCCUAAUUAAACUUUAAUGGAUGUUAACACACCGCUAAUAGAUGGCGUAGCUUGGGUAGCAUUGUGACAUACGAUCACACUUAGAAACAUGGAUUUUGAACAUCCGGUAAUGUUCAUUAUAAUGGAUAUUAUUUUAAUGCCAAUAGAAGAACCACUAGGAUGGCAGGAAUUGUACAACAUUUUAGUAAAAACAGAAAAACUGUACGAAAAAGUAAUCAACAAAUUCAAAAGAAAUGAUGGCAGAGAAGGGUAUAGUGGCGGGAAGGAAACAGAAGGAGAAGCACAACCUGAUUUUUUACCACCAGUCGCUUUAGGGAUUUUGCAGGCACGUUUGAAUAGCGAACAGCGGAAAAGGAACGCCGCAUUUACGGAGUGUGGUACUGAAGCUGACGUGGGCGAGUCCCACAUGUCCGUGCUUAGCAUGCUGGAGACUAGACUGAGAAGCAUCCAGAGAAGACAUAUCACCGUCCUUGUUAUAGGCGAGUACAAUGCGGGCAAGUCCACGUUUCUGAAUAUCCUCCUUGGUGGCCGGUACCUGCCAGUUGACCGAGGUAAAGUCACCAUGCUGGUGUGCGACGUACGGCACUGCACAGACCGCAGGGCGGAACUCAUUAUUGCCAACGACAGGAAUACAAAACUAGAGUCUGAGUCUGUACCAUUGUCAACGGAUGUAAACAGCGAUGGUUGGGAGACCGUUAGAAACAGCAUCAAGACCAAGAAGUAUGGGGAUAAGGACUUGCGGAGAGUAAUCAUACAUUGGCCUAUACCAGCUGUUGACAAGAUGUUACUUAAUGUCAAAUCUAGACCAAGACGCCCACAAACCAGUGUCAUAGAGAUUCCCCAAGUACGUGCAUUUUUGUUGUUGUUCGACCUCUUCAGUCACAUCAAGCCUAAACAUUGUAAAUGGGAAAUUAAAGGGAACCUUGCAAGACCAUUUAAACUAGAGCGCCAAGGCUCUCCAAGUCCUCCCACUGAACCCAAGGUACUGAUGAAAGGUUCAGUAGACUCUGCCACAAGCCCUCCUACUGAACCCAAGGUACUGAUGAAAGGUUCAGUAGACUCUGCCAUAGGAUCCUUGUCAACUGAUGCCGAUAGUCAGACCAUUGUCAAGCAACCGUUUCCACCAUCUAAUACGGAGGAGGAAGACGGUUCCACUUCGCUGAAUGCUGAAACGCCUGUACUAUCUGUGUCCUUCCUCGACUGCCCCGGGAUAAAUCACGAGGAUGCCACCGGUAUCAGCGAAGUAUUGGACGAGUACGAAAACAGCAAUGCUACAAUCAUCAUACUGAACACGGCAGACGACGACGGCAUUAAGGCGAAUGGUAUAAAGCGCGUUUUAUCUAAAAUGCGAGAAAGAGAUGCCUGCAUUGGAAAAAUCACGGAUGGCGACAGUAUGCUUUUUAUAGCCAACAAAGCUGACCACUAUACAAAAGAGGAUGACCCAUGGAAGAAUGGGCUACGAAAUGAAGUGCUAGAAAAACUAACGCGAGAAUGUAAUUGGUUGAACGUUUCAAGUGCUCAUGUGAUUCCUGUUGAAAGUGAAAAGAUCAACACUGAGAUAUCGAAGCAAAAUUUUACUCACCAAGAAGAUAUGUACAGAUGCAUGCAGAUGUUCCUCCGGAAGGCAUAUCGCGCAGAUUUGGAACAAAACACGAUGUGGCUUAUGAGUCUGCUUCAACAUUCGAGAUCAAUUGUAGAAUCAAACCUAUCACCGAACAUUAAGCUAAUAAAACAUAAUGUUGAUAACUGGAAGAAAGAAAGUUUGGAAAUCCAGAACAUUCCAGAGGAGAGAAAACAGAGGGAGAAAACAGAAUUGGUUAAACUCGGUUGUAGCCUUCAACAAAUUCUUGAAGGCAUAUCGGUACAAGAAGUAACUUGUGCAAUUACUUUACAGACAAUCGACUCUGCUGUACGCUAUAUAGCGAACAUAAACUGGUCAUCAGUCAGUAAAGAAAUCGACAAACUAGUUUGUGAAAUGCUUACUGCUAAAAAAGAAAAGGAAAUACAACUCAUGGGCGUAGAGUACGAACGAACAGUUUCGGCAAUAUAUUCAGAAGAAAGGGGUCGUUUGAAAAAGCUUAAAGAAUCGGUGUUCGUUCUGAAAAACUUAAAUUUUCCAGACAACAGCAUCGUUGAGGCUGCCUUAAGUGCGAUGGCUGGUCCAAUAUUGAGUAUGUAUUUUAGGAUAUCGCCCAUCUUCUUUCCUGCGAUGUUCCUUGUUUUGCCAGUUAUUCCUCUUGGCUUGAUCAUUUACUCAAUUUAUGAAUCCUUAAGAGACGCUCAGCAAGAAUCAGAAAGGAAAUCUUUUGAAGAUGAUAGGCUUAAAUUCGUUCAAGAAAGAGUGGCGAAAAUUCAUAAAGAUGCAACAAAAAUGUUACCAAUUGUAAUUGAAAACGCAAGUGAAUACGAAGCUAAACGGAUCAUUGAUUCCUGUCUGCAGAUAUCACUGAUGCUCGACGAACUCGACUCUAACAGUAAGCCGAUUGAUCAAGCGUGUAAGGACAAUAUUAUUCGUCUGAUUUACGAAGUAGCCGAUUUAUUUUUCGGAGAAUUUAUUGGCCAAAUCAACUCUUGUGGCGUCACGAUGAGUGACGAGCAUAAUGUGCAUUGCUGGAAAAUGAAACAGAUUAAGGGAACACAGGGUAGAGAUGAAGUUCUGUUUGUAGGUGAAGAAUAUUCGUCAGAUAAAACUAAGUACAUGCUGGAGUUCGAGCAUUGUGUUCUACUCAGGCAGAUGUCUAGAGGAACCUGUGGAAGACUUGUACGCAUUCUUGGAUGUUCAUCAGAAGCUCCGGGCAAGUUCGUCGUCACACUGGAGAGUGGAUUUCGGAAUUUACGUUGGCUCUUACUGAGACAACCCCAAAACGACCCAGCCAUACAGAGGAGGUUGUUCCAGCACACCUCCAGAGAGUGUCAGCAGUGUAUCAAGUCUAUACAUGCGAUGGGCAUUGUACAUGGUCACUUGAAAGUGUCUUCAUUUGUUAUGGUACGUGCUGAUAGGGAUAACGAAAAUCUUGACCCCGCUGUAACGGAUGAGGUAAAUGUUGUUUCAAAUCUCCAAUUCAUACUCAAACUGACAAUUGCAGACAAAAACGAGAGUGGAUUACAGGAAACCAUUGACGACCAUUUUGUCGCACCAGAAGUUAAAUUAGAUUCAUCUCGGACCACCACUGCGUCGGAUGUGUACAGCCUGGGGGUGAUAUGCGUGUAUCUGUGGCAUGGGGUAAGGGAAGAUUUAUUCGGUCAAAGAAACAUGGCCGUCUUCAGCAAACGACCGAUUGAUUGCGUGGAGGCAGAUGAAUUUAUAACGAAGUGCCUCGAACCGAAUCCGAGAGAUCGAAGGAAGCUUAGUAAGAAAUGAAAGAUGGCUAUGAAUUAACACUUGGAGACAGAAUCAAUUAGCAAGAAGAUAGAAACAAUACUAAUAAACAGCUAGUAAGAAAUAAACAGGAGCAAACAAAAUAAACACUUUAAGGAAAAAUAGUGGAGACAAGUACAUUCUAUAGGUAUUAAUAGCGUAGUAUGUACUGAUGAAUAGCGUAGUAUGUACUAGGGAAUAAAGUAGUAUUUACUAGGGAAUAGCGUAGUGUGUACUCGGAAAUAUCUAGUAGUAUGUACUAGGGAAUAACGUAGUAUGUACUAGGGAAUAGCGUAGUGUGUACUCGGAAAUAUCUUGUAGUAUGUACUAGGGAAUAACAACGUAUGUAUUAGGGAUUAAGUAGUUUUUUUGUGCUAUAUUUUUGUAAUUUUGCUUUUGUUAUAAAUUGUUCUCUGUCUGGUGGUUGAACAGUUACAAACUCGUUAUUUAAAUACGCUUGUUACUGCUUGAUUCUAUAUAGCAACAGAUAAAUAUGAACCGGUGCUUUAAUUAUUUUGUUGUGUGUUUGUAUUGUUGCUUUUUUAAAGUUUGUUGUGAAUACAAUUAUAUGGUGUGAAUAUAAUUUCAAUGUUGCAAAAUAUGUUAAGUGAGAAGGCGACCUGAUAUCCGAUGCAAUAAAUACUUUCUCUUGUGUUAUGUCUCCCAGUGGAUGCACCAAAUAUGUGUUAUGUUUUAGAUAUACUAGUAGAUAUGUCCAUGCAUUAAAUACGCACGUAUUAAACUAAUUGAUAUGAAAAUCAUGAUACAAAGUGUAGUUUGUAAUUAAAGUCAUAUGUAGAAGUUUU